Molecule: messenger RNA, 2037 nt
Organism: Oryza brachyantha (malo sina)
Lineage: Eukaryota; Viridiplantae; Streptophyta; Magnoliopsida; Poales; Poaceae
Product: protein NRT1/ PTR FAMILY 5.2-like
Exons: 3
Coding region: 112-1959 (615 amino acids)
Biological process (GO): transmembrane transport; dipeptide transport
Cellular component (GO): membrane
Molecular function (GO): dipeptide transmembrane transporter activity; tripeptide transmembrane transporter activity
Source: RefSeq, a predicted model, not a curated record
CUCCUUGCAGUAGCAGCGGCAGCUCACUGCUCAUCAGGCUCACCUCUUCUUCUCUCCUCUCUCCCUGACGCCACCUUCCUCCGUCGACGGAGAGGGCUGCGUACGUCGUCCAUGGCGGAGGAGAGGCUGGAGGCCGCGGCGGCGGCCGCCGGCGACGACGACUACACGCAGGACGGCACGGUGGACCUCCGCGGCAACCCGGUGCUCCGGUCCAAGCGCGGCGGCUGGAAGGCCUGCGGCUUCGUCGUCGUGUACGAGGUGUUCGAGAGGAUGGCGUACUAUGGCAUCUCGUCGAACCUGGUGUUGUACCUGACGACGAAGCUGCACCAGGGCACGGUGUCGUCGGCGAACAACGUCACCAACUGGGUGGGCACCAUCUGGAUGACGCCCAUUGUCGGCGCCUACAUCGCCGACGCCCACCUCGGCCGCUACCGCACCUUCAUGAUCGCCUCCCUCAUUUACCUCAUCGGGAUGAGCUUGCUGACACUGGCGGUGUCGGUGCCGUCGCUGAAGCCGGCCAAGUGCGGCGCCGGCACGGCGGACCCGGGCUGCUCGGAGGAGGCGUCGAGCCUGCAGCUGGGCGUCUUCUUCCUGGCGCUCUACAUCCUCGCCGUCGGCACGGGCGGCACGAAGCCGAACAUCUCCACCAUCGGUGCCGACCAGUUCGAUGACCACCACCCGCGCGAGCGCCGCCACAAGCUCUCCUUCUUCAACUGGUGGAUGUUCAGCAUCUUCUUCGGCACCCUCUUCGCCAACACCGUGCUCGUCUACAUCCAGGACAACGUCGGCUGGACCGUCGGCUACGCGCUCCCCACCCUCGGCCUCGCCGUCUCCAUCGCCAUCUUCACCGCCGGCACGCCGUUCUACCGGCACAAGCCCACCUCCGGGAGCAGCUUCGCCAAGAUGGCCGGGGUCAUCGUCGCCGCCGUCCGCAAGUGCGCCGUCGCGGCGCCCGCCGACCCGAGGGAGCUGCACGAGCUCGACGCCGAGCACUACGCCAAGAAGAAGACCGCCCCGCUGCCCCACACGCCGCACCUGAGGGCUCUGAGCAAGGCGGCGGUGAAGACGGCGGGGAGCGGGAGCGGGAGCGCGACGGCGCCGUCGCGGUGGUCGCUGAGCACGGUGACGCAGGUGGAGGAGACGAAGCAGAUACUCAAGAUGCUGCCGGUGCUGGCGAUCACGUUCGUGCCGGCGGCGAUGAUGGCGCAGGUGAACACGCUGUUCGUGAAGCAGGGCACGACGCUGGACCGGCACGUCGGCGGCGGGCGGUUCGAGAUCCCGCCGGCGAGCCUGCAGGGGUUCGUGACCGUCUCCAUGCUGGUGUCCGUCGUGCUCUACGACCGCGCCUUCAUGCCGUUCAUGCGGCGGGCGACCAAGAACCCGCGCGGCAUCUCGCUGCUGCAGCGGAUGGGCGUCGGGCUCGUCAUCCACAUCGUCAUCAUGGGGAUCGCCUCCGUGACGGAGCGGCACCGGCUCGCCGUGGCGCGCGAGCACGGCAUCACCGACAGCAAGGGCACCACCAUCCCGCUCUCCAUCUUCAUCCUCCUGCCGCAGUUCGUGCUGAUGGGCGUCGCCGACGCGUUCCUGGAGGUGGCCAAGAUCGAGUUCUUCUACGACCAGGCGCCGGAGGGGAUGAAGAGCCUCGGCACCUCGUACGCCAUGACCAGCCUCGGCGUCGGCAACUUCCUCAGCAGCCUGCUGCUCUCCACCGUGUCGCACGUCACGAGCCGCCAUGGCCGCCCCGGCUGGAUCCUCAACAACCUCAACGCCUCGCGGCUCGACCACUACUUCGCCUUCUUCGCCGUGCUCAACUGCGUCAACCUCGUCUUCUUCUUCCUCGUCUGCCGCCUCUACGUGUACAACGCCGAGGUCUCCCACGUCGUCGACGUCGGCGGCGGCGGCGGCGGCGAGAAGGAGCUCAAGCCCAAGGAGGUGGCCAUGGUGGAGGCAAGUCUAUAGAUCACUGACCCGGGAUCGCCAUUACCGAUGUAUACACCAUCAAAUGAAUAUCACCUGCAGGAACACAGAAAUGCUAAC